CCUUGGGGUGGUUGACAGGGGAGGGAGCCAGGGAGGACAACACGUGCGAGCCUGUGUAGCGGCGCAUCAAGGAAGACAACCACCGCCACCACUACAGGCCAGCACGAGGCUACGGGCAGCACACCAGUGGGCCCAGGGCAAGAUCACACAGCAUUAUGAAGCCUAAAAGCAAAGGUGGUGUGAAGGCAGCAGGGAUGAAGAGGAAGAGAGAGAAGAUGACAGCCAAGACCAGCAUGGACGACAUGUUCUCCAUGAUUAAUGAUGGCGAGGAGGAUUCUGAUGAGGAAAACCCACAAACAACUACGAAAAGAAAGCAAAGCAAGGUGAAAAAGAAAAAGAUGGAUGAAGAUAAUGACGACCUGGACUUUGAAGAGGAUGAAGACUUGGCUGGGGUCGGCAAGAUGAGUCGCAAACAAUACCUGGAGAAACUGAAGAAGAACGAUCCUGAAUUUUAUGCCACAAUGAUGGAGUCGACCGAUGUGAUGGACUUGAACAGUUCAGGAGAAGAGGACAGUGAGGAGGAGGAAGAGGAAAAGGAAGAGGACAAAGAAAGAGGUGGAGCAAUAUUUCAGCCACCUUCUAAGCUGGAGGUUGGCAGUGACGAGAGUGAUGUAGAGGAUGAGGAGCUUCAGAAGAGAGGCUCCAACAUUGUCACAGCUUCAAUGAUCAACAAAUGGGAGCAGGAAUUACAAGGCCCCAAGCCUCUCAAUGCCUUCUUGGAUGUGUCUCAGGCCUUUUUGGCAGCCAUUGAGAGUCUGGGAAGCAAGGACAAUGAGGAAGGAGAAGCCACCAGCAAAUACAAAGUGGAAGGUCCCCAAAUUUUCAAUUCUAUAAUCCGGUUGUGCCUGCGGAGUGUGCCGUCAGCUUUGGCCGGCAUUCUCAAGCUAAAGACACCCAAGGAUGAUCCCACCAAGAGCAGAAGAUGGACCAAGAUGAGGAACUUCUUUAAGCCGUAUCUCCGGAAUCUUGUCACAUUGACAGAGUGCAUGGCAGAAGCCAGUGUGGCAGAGGUGGUCCUGAACCGAGGGGUGCUGCCUCUCCUGGGGUACUACGCCAAGCACCCGGCUGUGUGCAAGAUGCUGCUCAAGAGACUUAUCACGCUGUGGGCCACUAGUGAGAAGAGGGUCAGGGUGGUGGCAUUUGUUGCCAUCUUCAGAUUAGCACAGAACCUUCCCCCAAAGCCCCUGGAGUGGGUGCUAAAGCGGUUAUAUUUGACCUACGUUCAAAAUUCGAGAUUCACGUCACCAUCUACCUGGGGCCUGAUUGACUUCAUGAGGCUGUCCUUGGUGGAGCUGUAUGCCCUGGACCAAGUGCUGGCGUACAAACAUGCCUUUGUGUAUAUCCGUCAGAUGGCUUUUCACCUCAGGAAUGCCAUCAUGGUCAAGAAGAAGGAGCGGAUUCAGCUGGUGUACAAUUGGCAGUAUAUUCACUGUAUCCACUUGUGGGCUGAACUCCUGUCCAAGACUCACCCUAGUCCAGCCCUGCAGCCUGUCAUUUACCCACUCACUCAGAUUGCCAUUGGAACAAUGAAGCUCCAGCCCACUCCUUCCUUCUACCCGCUGGUGUUCCAUGUGUGUGACAUUCUGACAGAACUUUCCCGACACACCAGCACCUUCAUACCAGUCCUGCCCUUCCUGUUGGAGAUUCUCAACAAAGCUCCCCUCGGUAAGAAGCACAAGAAGGCGUCCAUCAGACCCUUUGACUGGCUGUGCAUGUUGCGUCUCUCCCGCUCUGAGAUGUCCGAGUCUGGCUUCAAGGACGGCGUGGUGGACCAAGUGUACAACGGCAUCAUCAACUACCUCAGUGUUGAGGCCGCCUCCAUUGGCUUCCCUGAGCUGGUGGUUCCACUUGUUUUGCAGCUGAAGGCAUUCAUGAAAAAGUGCAAGGUUCCCAACUACAAUAAGAAAAUGAAACACUUGUUGGAAAAAAUAAAAGAAAAUCAAGAGUUUAUUGAAUCCAAGAGAAAAGAUGUCACCUUUGCCAUUGGAGACACAAAGUCUUUGAAAGACUGGGAGAUUGCAGUGAAGCAGGGUGGAACACCGAUGUCAUCAUUCCAUGCCAGCUGGCGCAAGCUGAGGGAGAAGGAGCACAUGAGGCGUAUCUCCAACAGAGUCCAGAUGGACGACUACAACCUGCCGGUGGUCAAGAAGCGAGAACUCCUGGAGAAACAGAAGGCUAAGGAUAAGGACGAGUUUAAGGAACUGUUUGCUGAUGACGAUGAUGAGGACGAGGAUGACGACGAUGAAAUAAGGUUCAUGUCCAAAAGUGAAAGGAAGAAAUACAAAGAUCAGAAAGAAGAAGAGGAGGAUGAGGAGGAUGAUGAUGAGGUAGAGGAAGGAGAUGAGGAAGAUGGAGAUGAAGAUGUGGUUGAUGAUGAAAUGAUGGCUGCCUUUGAUUCUGAUGAUAACAUUGAUGAUGAUGCUGAAGAUAUUGUGAAGGAAGCAGAUUUAUCAACUUUAUAAAUAAAAUAAAUAUGGGUGCAUGA
Portunus trituberculatus (swimming crab) is the source of this 2485-nucleotide messenger RNA. RefSeq names its product nucleolar complex protein 2 homolog (gene Noc2). Gene Ontology annotation, molecular function: histone binding; transcription corepressor activity. NCBI's taxonomy places the organism in Eukaryota, Metazoa, Arthropoda, Malacostraca, Decapoda, Portunidae. Gene Ontology annotation, biological process: negative regulation of transcription by RNA polymerase II; ribosomal large subunit biogenesis. Gene Ontology annotation, cellular component: nucleolus; Noc1p-Noc2p complex; nucleoplasm. The record is from RefSeq and is a predicted model, not a curated record. Bases 156 to 2462 code for a protein of 768 amino acids. The transcript is spliced from 15 exons.